Molecule: messenger RNA, 1602 nt
Organism: Acipenser ruthenus (sterlet)
Lineage: Eukaryota; Metazoa; Chordata; Actinopteri; Acipenseriformes; Acipenseridae
Product: stAR-related lipid transfer protein 6-like
Exons: 3
Coding region: 481-855 (124 amino acids)
Molecular function (GO): lipid binding
Source: RefSeq, a predicted model, not a curated record
AAGCACUCCUUUGUCAAAAAUGCCGACCCCUGUAGCCGUGGGGGAAACAAGAGAAUUAUAUUUAAGUGGCAUAAACAAUUGAGGACUGUAAGGUAUCUGGGUCUUACUCAGCCCCUCCAGGUUUCAUGACCAUUUUAAGUAAUUUUCCUGUUUUCAUUAGCAUUAAUGCCUCUUUCACGUCUUCCAUGAUUGCUAUUGAUUAGGGGUUGCUAUUUUCAGAAGAUGUCUCAGAUUGAAAUGCACUGACGAAAGUCUCCAUUGUAUCAUGUGUUGCACACAAAAGGAAUAAAAUCCCCUCACUAACAUAUUCAAACAGUUAAUAUGCAAUAAAAAAACACUUUAACCAGAUACUUUUUUAAUUGUGGAAUUGGUGUCUGUUGGCUUGUGGGAUUUAUAACUGGGAAAGUAGUAGCUUUGCAAGAGAAAGCACUUCUGAUUUAUUUUGUUUUUUGUAAAAGAUGGAUUACCUCCAAAUAGCAGAUGAAGUUGCCCAGAAGAUUUGGUCAUAUAACCAAGAUGACUCAGGGUGGAAAUUGGCCAAGAAUUCAAUAUCGUGGAGAGGGUAUAAUAGAAGAUACUCCUGAGAAAAUCAUUCCCUUCAUGUACUUGCCUGAAUACAGGAACAAAUGGGACACAGCUGUGAAGUCCUACACAUUCUUAGAGAGGAUUGGUCAGGACACUGUGAUAUCUCACACUAUUACCCACAGUUAUGGACUGGGACUCAUUUCCUCAAGGGAUUUUGUUGACCUCAUCAAUGUUAAAAGAUAUGAAGGGGGCAUUGUAACGACCAACUGUAAGUAUAUCUUUGAAAAUGAAAGAAUAAAUCAACAUUUUAGUCUAGUAGUCUACUAUUAGCAUAAUCAAUCUCAAGUAAAACCUUUUUUUAAAAACAAUUCUCUCAUUGGCACAUGUUGGUUUUGCUUAGUUUAUCAGAUUUUAUUUUCACUUCAUUUUAUUCUGCCAUCACAUUAGGGUGUCACCUGACCCAAAUUGCCUUUAGUGUGAUUUUUUUUUUAGAAAGUAAAAACACUACCAUUUCAAGUAAAAAGUUAAAAAAAGCCUCAGACAGAAAAUGCUGGGGUUGUAAAUAGUCUCACAUGUUUUCUUUUUAGUGUUUUAGACUGUGUGUGAGACAUUCAGGUGGUGUCCAAAUACCUACAGGAAGUUAAUUUAUUGUUUGGUCGAGGUAAAAAAUGGCUUCACCAAAAAUUUAAAUGUCUGGAAUUUUUUUUUUUUUUUUUAAAUCUCCAAUUAUUUUAACCCCUAUUUUCUCUCAAUUUGGAAUGCCCAAUUAUUCUUAUUAUUUUUCUCCUUCACCGCGGCGAUUCCCCACACAGCUCAGGGACCCGAGGCUCAGUGGGCGUCCUCCGAUCCCACGAGCCAAUCUGCGUCUUUUUACACCCAGGAACUCGAGAGCAGAUGUCUGCAGGCUACCGGCCUCUGGAGGACAAAGACCAGCCCAGCAAAUCUCCGGCCCCACGCUCACUUCGUACCUGGUCUGUAGGGGUCGCCGCAGAGUGGUGAAGUGAAACAGUCUAAGCCACAUCCCACCUCCCCAACCCCAGGAGCGCCAAAGCCAAUGCGGCCCCACCCCCCUCUCCU